CUUUUCUAGCAAUAGACUGACCUAACAUUGAAUACGUCACUUACAGUCCUGAGGCCUUUAUAAAAGCUAUACGUUUGUCUUCUCAAGUUGUCUUGUGACUUCUUGAACCCACACAACACCAUGAAGAGAUCUGCUCUAUUUCUGCUGCUCACUGGACUCAUGGCCAAUGGACAGGAGUUACAUUGGGAAAAUGGCUAUGAUCAGCCUCUAGAUUUUUCCUGCCCGCCAGGACAGUCAAUAUCCUGCAUAAAAAAGGUCAGUCGAAAGAAGGGUUUGUGUGCCAGAAUGCUCCAAAUGUGGGAAUUUGGCUGUAAACACACCUUCGAUGCUUGUUCAUCCUGUUUCUGGUCACCUCACGUGAAUGACUUUGACAAGUCGUUCACCUUUAAGUGUCCAGCACACCACAUAAUGGCAGGAAUGGCCAGCUACCAUAGCAAUAAACACGAGGACAGAUGGUGGAAGAUUUACUGCUGUAGAUGUAACGGUCACUGUAAUAUUAACUGUCAGUGGACUCCCUAUGUGAACUGGUUUGAUGAAUACUUCCACUGGCAUGUACCUAACUCUAACCACCUGUUGGGUGCUAUCAUAAUAAAUAUGAGUGAGUAUAGCUUCCCACAACAUUUCAACAUGAAUAUCAUCUAAUGUUAUAUAAGUAAGGGUUUAUGCUGAUUACAAAAUAAACUUAUCUGUUAACACAAAGUUUAUACUGACAACUUGAAAGAACUAGUCUUCACAUAGGUUACAUAUUCAUUGCAAUGGGCAUUAAAUCUCUUAAACUCUAAUUCUUCACAAUAUUAAUCUAUAUUAUUUAUAAUGACUAGAAGGUUUAUCCACACGUAAGGGUACAAUUCUGUUAGCUACCUGGUCCACUUUUAGCACUGCACAACUACAAGUCACUUGCUGGAUAAGUACCUUUUGCAAAGGAAUUGUAGAUACAAUAAAUUAUAUGUAAAAUUAUAUUUGAGUGUUUCUUUGAUAUACGUUUUACUUUAUAUUGCAAAACUGUAUAAAGGCAGCUCAUCUCUGACUUUUCUCUGCCACCAAAUCACAGCUGUUAUGCAUGUUUGUUUGUUUUUGUUUUUUAUAGCCAAGCCUUUAAAAGUAUGUGUCCAUACAGAAAUGGACUUCACAAAAUAAACUGGAGUUUAUAACUCAACAGAAUUGGGUUGAUGUCAGAGUACUUGAACAUUCGGUAGCAACUAUCGACUUCCCGGAUACCAGAAAUCAUGUUUGACAUGUUAACAUGUUGACCUUAUGAGUCCCUUGGGUCUAUACAUUUUUAAAACAAAGUGUCUCCUAAUGUCUCAGAACAAGACACCAUGAGAAGAGACUUUUUUUUUUCUACUGCUGAUUCUGGGCCAAUGGACACAAAUCAUUUAGAAAUAAACUAUAUAAUUGUGUAGCAAAUUAAAUUGUUUAUGUGCUCUGGACCAAAUAAAGUAGAGAUCUAUAUCUACAA
Molecule: messenger RNA, 1459 nt
Organism: Myxocyprinus asiaticus (Chinese sucker)
Lineage: Eukaryota; Metazoa; Chordata; Actinopteri; Cypriniformes; Catostomidae
Product: hemagglutinin/amebocyte aggregation factor-like
Exons: 4
Coding region: 121-642 (173 amino acids)
Source: RefSeq, a predicted model, not a curated record